AUGGUUAAGGUACUCUCUAUAUGUGCAGGUGUUUUUAAUCCUGGUAAGAAGCAGUCGAUAGCAGUAUCAGGUCAUCUGGAAUGUAAUGGGAAACCGGCAUCCGAUGUGAAGGUCAAACUCUACGACAAGGAAAUAUUACUCGACUACAAAUUGGAUGAAGGUAGAACCGAUUCGAAUGGUAAUUUCUACUUACGAGGUAGCAAAAAGGAAAUAACGAAUAUUGAUCCAAAAAUCAAUAUUUACCACAAAUGUGAUUAUGAUGGACAACGCGCCACAGCAGCGGCGCCGGUUCAGUCUUCAUCAGCUUACGAGCAUCGACAGGCAACAAUGGCACCGAAUGGGAAAAUGCGUGAGAUUGUCUCACUACAUGUGGGACAAGCCGGUGUGCAAAUCGGAAACGCUUGUUGGGAGUUAUACUGUUUAGAGCACGGUAUUCAACCUGAUGGUAUCAUGCCGACCGAUCAAACAGUGGGUGUCGAGGAUUCAUCCUACAACACAUUCUUCUCCGAGACACAAAGUGAUCUCCCGGGCAUAAUACAGCGAGAAGACCUACGGAAACCAGGCUACAAAUUAAAGUUAUUAUUAGACCAGUCUGAGCGUCCGGCUAAAGCCGGACAUCAGACUUUCUGUGGUGUUUGCUUCGCUCGCCUUCACUGA
Molecule: messenger RNA, 657 nt
Organism: Necator americanus (New World hookworm)
Lineage: Eukaryota; Metazoa; Nematoda; Chromadorea; Rhabditida; Ancylostomatidae
Exons: 6
Coding region: 1-657 (218 amino acids)
Biological process (GO): microtubule-based process
Cellular component (GO): cell surface; microtubule
Molecular function (GO): structural constituent of cytoskeleton; GTP binding
Source: RefSeq, a predicted model, not a curated record